This is a messenger RNA of Pseudoliparis swirei, 4274 nucleotides long. RefSeq names its product zinc finger, FYVE domain containing 1 (gene zfyve1). The transcript is spliced from 12 exons. Bases 734 to 3097 code for a protein of 787 amino acids. Lineage: Eukaryota; Metazoa; Chordata; Actinopteri; Perciformes; Liparidae. Gene Ontology annotation, molecular function: metal ion binding. The record is from RefSeq and is a predicted model, not a curated record.
GUUUUUUCCAACGACCUUUGCACCCUGGAUAAAAACAAGCCGAUCAGCUGAUGCAAAAAUAAAGGCAACAACAUCGACACGGAAUAGCUCAGCCUGCUAACUUUCUCCACAACGUCAUCUUUAAGUGGCAGCCGGCGGCGUGUGAAGGUCUCCGUGCGGAGCUCCAGAGCGCGUUGAGACGGCAGUGUAGUUCAGGAACUCAGUCAGUCAGGUUGUUUACUUGUUUGUUUGUUUCUUCAAGUGUAGCCUAUCUCUUUGUGUCAGUGAGAAGAUCAAACUAUAUUUAUCGCAGAUUUUUAGAACCUAUAUAUAUAUAUAUUUCUGUAUAUAUAUUAUAACCGGCGUAUCGAGCUGCAUGCUUUUAAAUAGUAGCUUUGCAUCGACAGCUGUACCAUAACCAAAACAAGACAAGGAAAAAGAGAGAGAGAGAGAGAGCGAGCGAGAGAGAGAGAGAGAGAGCAAACUGUUGUGCCAAAACACACAGUGGUUACACGCGUGGACAAGUGUGUCUGUCAGUAAUAGAAAGUAAUAAGGGCCUCAGUUGAAGUACUUAAAAAAUAUAUUUUUUUCUGAUUUUUUUGUUUGUUUGUGAGGAGAAUUUAAACAACAAGGUUAACAUUGCAUAACUUCUGGUCAUAGACGUGUUUUUUUCCUCCAUCCACGCCGUAUAUAUUUAGCCUUUCUGCCGCAUCACUGUCGCAAUCCAAGUCACUCUCGGUAGUCAGGACCCGAGAUGAGUGGUCCCGGUCCGGCUGCAGAUAAAGGGACCAACGCGGCCCUGCCGGGCUGCCAGGAGAACUACGCCUGCGGGGGUUCCGACGAGGCCGCGUUCGAAUGCGACGAAUGCGGCAGCUUGCAGUGCGUCCGCUGCGAGCUGGAGCUCCAUCGCCAGGAGCGCAUGAGGAACCACGACCGGGUCCGGAUCGCGCCGGGCCACGUCCCGUUCUGUGACUCGUGCAAAGGCGGCGACACCGGCAGCGGCGGCGGCGGCGGCGGCUGCCGGGUCAACGGCGGGCGGCUCAGGGCGGUGGUGCGCUGCCAGGGUUGCAAGAUCAACCUGUGCUCGGACUGCCAGAAACGCACCCACAGUGGGGUCAACAAGAGGAAGCACCCUCUGACGCCGUACCCGCCCCCCUCGGCCCCGCAGGAGGACGGCAGCGCGGGUCAGUCACAGGUGGAGAUCCUGAAGGCGGAGCUGGAGAAGGUGUGCAGCUUCCUCCUGGUGGACGAGUGGGAGGCGAUGCAGGUGAAGGACGAGGUUGACUUUGUGGGCCGACUGGGCUGCGGGUCGGACGAGCUCCUCAAGGUGGUCUCCAUCUUUGGGAACACCGGGGAGGGCAAGUCCCACAGCCUGAACCACACGUUUUUCCUCGGACGAGAAGUGUUCAAGACCUCGCCCACCCAAGAGUCCUGCACCGUGGGCGUGUGGGCGGCCAUGGACCCCGUGCACCGGGUGGUGGUCAUCGACACGGAGGGACUGCUCGGCGCCGGGGCAAACCAGGGUCAGCGGACACGCCUGCUCCUCAAGGUGCUCGCCAUCUGCGACGUGGUGAUCUACCGGACGCACGGCGACCGUCUCCACGACGACCUCUUCAAGUUCCUCGGCGACGCGUCGGACGCCUACCUGAAGCAUUUCACCCGGGAGCUGAAGGCGACCACCAGCCGCUGCGGCCUCGACGUCCCGCUGUCCACUCUGGGCCCCGCCGUGAUCAUCUUCCACGAGACGGUGCACACCAAGCUCCUCGGAACCGACAAACCGUCCGAAUCGGCCGAGCGUCUCCUCCAGGAGCGCUUCAGGAAGCUGGGUCUGUUUCCAGAAGCCUUCAGCUCCAUCCAGUACCGCGGGACUCGGACCUUCAACCCGCCCACGGACUUCAGCGGCCUCCUGCGCAGCCUGGAGCAGCAGCUGGACAACAACACCACCCGCUCGCCGCGCUCCGCGAGCGUCAUCUACAAGGCCCUUCAGGCCCUGAGCGAGCGCUUCAGCGGGGAGAUUUCCGACGAGCACAUGGCCGGCAACUCGUUCUUUCCCGAUGAGUACUUCACCUGCUCCAGUCUCUGCCUCAGCUGUGGUUCCGGCUGUAAGAGAAGCAUGAAUCACCUGAAGGAAGGCCUCGACCACGAAGCCAAGCAGCGCUGCCGCUACUCCGCACAGUACGACAACCACAUCUACACCUGCAAGGCCUGCUACGAGAGAGGGAAGGAGGUCGUCGUGGUUCCCAAAACGACAGCCUCGUCCGACUCGCCGUGGUUCGGCUUGGCCGUCUACGCCUGGUCCGGGUACGUCAUCGAGUGCCCCCACUGUGCAGUGAUCUACAGAAGCAGGCAGUACUGGUAUGGGAACCAGGACCCAGUGGACACGGUGGUCAGAACGGAGAUCCAGCACAUCUGGCCGGGGUGCGACGGCUUUCUGAAGGACAACAACAACGCGGCCCAGAGGUUGCUGGACGGCGUCAAAUACAUUUCUCAGUCGGUGUCUGAACUCGGCGUCAAGCCGGCCAAAGCGGUCACUUCCUGGCUCACCGACCAGAUCGCGCCGACCUACUGGAAGCCCAACUCCCUCCUCCUGAAAUGCCAUAAAUGUGGGGAGGAGUUCCAACCCAACGACACCAAGCACCACUGUCGCGCCUGCGGAGAGGGCUUCUGCGAGUCCUGCUCCUCGAAGACCCGGCCGGUCCCGGAGAGGGGCUGGGGGCCCGCCCCGGUCCGGGUCUGCGACGCGUGCUUCCACAACAGGGGAAUCCCGACCGAGUUGCUGGACGCCGCCUUGGAGGAGGAGUCGGGCACCCUGAUAGCCAGGCGGGUCGGGGAGGUGGUCCAGAACACGUUGGGGGCCGUGGUCGGCGCCAUCGACAUACCUCUCGGCCUGGUGAAGGACGCCGCUCGGCCCGCCUACUGGGUCCCGGAUCAGGACAUCCGCUCCUGCAGCGAGUGCCAGAGGGAGUUCUCCCCGCGCCUCUCCAUCCACCACUGCCGCGCCUGUGGGCAGGGAGUGUGCGGCGACUGCUCCCAGGAGCGCCGCGCCGUGCCGACCCGCGGCUGGGACCACCCGGUGAGGGUCUGCAGCGGCUGCCACCAGAAACCCGGGGACCUCUAGCAGGACCGGGAGGAGUGGCUGAAGUGCGUCGGUUUUCGUCUCCUUAGUGGCAUCUAACAGCUGCCACGAGACUCGGUGGCACGUUGACCGUCCAACGCCGACACUAUUUCACUUUGUUGUGUUUAUAUUUGACACUGAAGAAUAUCAGUGUGAGACUUGAAUAUCAGGACUGGCGCUGAGAUCGAAGAACGUGAUGAAAGGGAGUAUUUAUACGUGUUUGCGGACGGUUGAGUUCAGGUAAACGUCCAUGUACCUCUUUUGAUUCUUUAAAAAAAAAAAAAAAGUGUAUAGAUGCACAUGGACUAUUUGACAAUCCCUCGCCAGAGUACUGACUGGGAAGCACCUUUUACUCUUAAGAAUGGUUCUGCAGGAGUCUCGGAUCGAGAGGAAAACGACGCAACAACCUGAACUUAUCCCCCAUAAUAGUUUCUGAUCCUCGCCCCGAGGGGAUCUCCAGUAGUUCCCCUCCGCUUCGGCCGGAUUAGAACUUUGGGAAGCCGUUGAUGUUACUGUAGCGCUCAGCCGCCGCCCAUCCUGUAGAACUAUAGUAUUAACCUCUUACACAACCCCUCAAUGCUUUGUGGUCGCUUGUGCAUUUGAACGGGCAGAGGAUAAACGGACCGCUUUAAUAACGCUGUCCACACCGUUUGAAUUUGACAUGUUCGAAAAACAUAUGAAGGGGGGAAAGAAAAGAAGUUUACUUUCAUAGGGAAUGUUUUUUUUUUAAAUGGCCAGUUUGGUUUUAAAAUGGUAAAAGAAAAUCUUCAAAUCUGACUGCAUCAAAUGCAACUGUUUUUUUUUUUUAAAGGAGUGACUAGCUCACAAAAGCAAUAUGGUAAAGGGAACACUUGAAGCCGUCUUUGAGGCUGGCCCCUCAAACCGGGACUAAAGAGUAUUUUGACUCUUCCAUCUCAGGCCGUGUAGCCGGUUAACUCGUAGUGAGCCACGAACACACACAGGCGCUUUUGACUGAACGCCUCGGAGUCGUUAAACAGUUUCUUUUCUUUUUUUCUUCAAAUGACUGGGAGAGCUGGUAUGGUUACUAUGGCAACAAAUAAGCUCAAUUAACACUAUCGUCAAUGUUCACAUUUCAGAGAUGUUCAAUGAAUACGAACGUCACAAGGAACAAAGCAAUACCGUUUAUGAUCAUGUAUUAAACUGCAGAAACUCAAAAGUC